UGGACAAGUGGAAACAAUGAUAAGACAUUCCAUGACAUACGCUGUUUACUACGGUAUUGGUGUACACCUAGUGAAGAAGCUGAGGGAAGCUAUCUACAUACAUAGGGCGCCAAACACCCGGCAGAUGAAGUGACUGAAGUUCGCCAUAUAUCCAUGGAGCUGAGGAAGGGCACCAUGGUAUAUCUGUAUCUACUCUAGCGAGGCUAUCGAAAGGCGAUAAGUAGGGCCUACUUGACUUUGCUGUGCAAGAAAUUCUGUUUUUUUUACAGAUGUGGUAAAAUUUACUUAGCAUGACUGUUCACAUAGCCUACCUGAAGUCAACUAAUAUCGGCGACUGGCAAUCAAUCUAUGUGCCAAAGUAGAUAACUAUAUGCCAAAGUAGAAACAGCAGACGUGAAGCAUGCAGGUCUUUUUUACCUCCAUGCUCGCAUGAAGUGUUUAGUGUUACUAUUACUUGCGGCACCGGCACUGGAGUAGGCUGUAACGGUCGUUAGUACCUGGUUAGUGGUACACUCACUGCUACUUAGUGCAACUGGAAUGCGAGCUUGGUUUCCUGAGUACCAGGAUUUGUUGAGGCAGACACAGAGAUGUAGGAAGAGACUCAACCAAGAGCUAAGUUUGAGGUUCUUGACGAGCGUCUAGACAAGGCCUACAGUGGUACCUCACGACUUUGAAGGCAUGUGCAUGUGGUUGAGCAGAUGACCUUUCCAAUCCGUCAAAAUGGCCGAGCUGUUCAGAGACAAAACCCUCGCCAGGAAGACCACUCCGGCCGUGCCCGCUGAGGAGGCUUUGGAGAGGAGAGUGGUAGGGCUAUACUUCUCAGCCUCGUGGUGUCCACCUUGCCGACAGUUUACCCCACUGCUCAGGGAGGUGUACGAGGAACUCACAGCCCGAGGGGUGCCGUUUGAGGUGGUGUUUAUCUCGUUUGACAAAACUGCGGAAGACUUGCAAAGCUACGUGAUGGAUGACCAUGGAGACUGGCUGUUUCUCCCAUUCGCAGACCCCCUGAUCAGUGAACUGAAAGACAGGUUCAGCAUCACGGCAAUACCGCAGCUCAUUAUCGUCAAGCCGGACGGCGACGUCAUCACGCCACAGGGACGCAAGCACGUCCAGGACAGGGGCGUGUCCUGCUUCACCAGUUGGUCACAGGGGAUGGACAAAGCCUGAGCCACUGAUGAAACAGCUAGGGUCAAGGGUCAUUGAAAGAAAGCAUUCCGAAGAUAGGGUUCUCCAUGCUCAGGAACUGUGCAAAAUGAAGUAAAGCAUUAUUACUAUUAUUAAAUGAAGCCUGAAGACGCAAUGAGGUGCUUCUGCUGAUUCCUGGUAGGUUAAUAAACGCAGGCAUAAUUUAAAAAUAACGAACCAUGAAUAGUGCCCCCUAGUGUCCAAAAGUGCCCAGCCCUCCCCGCUUUAAAAGUUUUCUAAGGCUAAUGAAUUUCUGUAUUUUUUGUUUUGGAAGAAAAAACCCGCGGCUGUACAGCAGUAGAGCUUCUCAAUCCGAUUGACGUUUUGAUUUAAAAGAUUUAUUUUUUUUAAAUUGAUAAAAUAGAAAGUAAUCUGGGAAGAUUCUCAGGAAAAUGACAUUGUGGAGGGAAGCCCAGAUUUUAAGGCAAGGUUAUUUUUGUAUUUGAUUUAAUAACUUAAUUUUUCAUGAAUAGAAAAGACCUGGUAAAGUAUAUUUUUUGAAGCCCAUUUUUAGGAGAUGUAGGUUUACCAACUUUGUUUUUACGAGAUAUAUUUUGUCCACAGCUCGUUUGUUCCAAACGAACUUUAAAAAUACCCUAAAAACGAACUUGGAAAAAUAUAUCUUGUAAAACGAUUAGUUUCCAAAAUAGAAACAAUCUUUCUAUUUAUAGAUCUUAUGGGAACAAACUGGAGAAUUUAUAUCAUAAAUAACGAAAUUGGGAAAAAUACUUCAUAAAAGCGAACUUGGAAAAAUAUCCUUCACUUUUUGAAAACAUAACUUGACGGCACUCCAGGGCUUUUAUUGACUGUUUUUAUUUUACUAAAUAAACAAGUUGCGGUUUUGACAGUCUCCUAGAUCUGUAACCUCCAACAAUUUCCGCUAUUAUGAAACCUCAAACCCAUCAUAAGUAUGUGUCUGAAACCUAGAUCUCUCACCCAUUUUAAACAUUUUAAAAACAGCCAAGGUUAUAAUGAAUAUGUUAGAUUAAUAAAAUUAACAACUAGAAACCAAAUAAUUCUGUUUUCAAGCUGGAAUGAAUUACGUUUGAACCUUGACUUAUCCAGUAUAAUCUUCAACUUACGAAACAAAUACCUUAUCUGGUUUGCAGCUUGUUUUUUUUUUUGUAACCAGGCUUUCUGUGUACACUAUUGUUAACUUGAUUGACAUGUCUGGAAUCGAUAUUAUUCAACAGAGGGCAAAUUUCUAUUUUAUUAGCCCUUGUAUCUCUUAACUGAUUGAAAAUGCAUUGUACACACGCUCAGAACGCAGGCAUUAUUCUAUAUGGACCACAGCUGUAUCAAUCCGUAAAGAAUAUUGAGCUGUGAGAUUCAGUGCUCAGUGUAAAAACUAAAUAGCCAGAGAGAUAAGUGUUUGCUUACAAGCACGCACGGAGUGCGUUCGUCACGCAUUGAUACAGUUGUAAGGUCAGAAUUUUUUGUAAAGGGCCGGGAACGUACACAACCACUACAUUUACUACUUUGACCCUACAACAUAUUAAAAGGAUUUUCUUUGAUACUUAGAACUAAACUCCUCAGGUUUGACGAGUUUGAAAGUUGCGCCAUUUGGCUCACUGAAGUUGGGUUUUUUCCCCGAAGCGUUUGUUUUCAUUGUUACUUUCUUUUUAAACUGUUGUUAAUGUGCGUGCUAAUUAAUAUGCCUAGCCUUGUCGUCAAAAGUCUCCAGUCAAGGUAGCUUGCCUUUUGGGUUAGAGGUAUAACUCUUUAUUAUCUCCUGCAUCACUUUCCACUUUGUUGACUUUUGCUGGACGUUAUUUGGCAGAUUCCCUCGAUGUGGUUAUUAAACAUGGUAUGGCAGUUGCGAGGCUCA
Acanthaster planci (crown-of-thorns starfish) is the source of this 3013-nucleotide messenger RNA. Its product is annotated as nucleoredoxin-like protein 2. The record is from RefSeq and is a predicted model, not a curated record. NCBI's taxonomy places the organism in Eukaryota, Metazoa, Echinodermata, Asteroidea, Valvatida, Acanthasteridae. Gene Ontology annotation, biological process: sensory perception; photoreceptor cell maintenance.